AUGGCAAGGAGAGGGCCUAGUAGCAUCACGGAUGUGGGACGUACGUCCAAUUGGUCCUUGACGCCGGUGUCUAUGAGGGCCGCAAAAUCCCACAUCGACUUCUACCUCUCCGAAGGACUGAUGAGGAAAUCGACGAUUGGGGGACUCCCGCAUGCGGACGGGAGCGUGGAGGCUAUGAAACGGUAUGCGGCGAAAGCGGGGAAUGCGCAAGAUGAGUUCGGUCGGCCGACGGCUGCGGAGUGGACUCUUAGGGAGCCGAGGAUGGGGUCGGUGGUCUUUGUGGGGGAUGGGACGUCUGUGGUGCGUUUUACUAUGGGCUGGGUGUUGAUUAAUGAAGAUGCUCGGGUUUUAAAUAAGGAACAUGGAGUUGACCAAGAGGUUGGGGAACCGAUUGAUGGGCUUUGGGCGGCGGGUGAGGUAGCGGGGGGAGUGCGUGGGCCGAAUAGGCUGGGGGGAAGCUCGUUGUUGGAGUGUGUUGAUUCUGGGCGGAGGGCGGGGAGAGGGGUGGUGAAGUAUCUCAGGGAUUUGGAGGGGAAGUAG
Molecule: messenger RNA, 540 nt
Organism: Westerdykella ornata
Lineage: Eukaryota; Fungi; Ascomycota; Dothideomycetes; Pleosporales; Sporormiaceae
Exons: 1
Coding region: 1-540 (179 amino acids)
Source: RefSeq, a predicted model, not a curated record